GACUAUGGAGAUAAGUUUUAAUUUCCAAGUAUAUUUAUUUUAUAUACAUUUUUCGUUUAUUUCUUUUAGAUCUGCAACGAAAAAUUGAUUGAGACCGUUCGAAAAUACGAGUGCCUGUAUUCAAAACGCCACAAGGACUAUAAAAAUAAAAAAAAUUAAAGACGAAGCUUGGGAUGCUGUAGCUGUGGUGCUGGAAAAUACGCCUUACAACUGCAAAACCAGAUGGCGAACAUUGUGUGACCGGAAUCGGAACGAAUUGGCGGAAAGCACUGGUCCGUAUGGUAGUGGCAGCUCCUACAGAAAGCCGUGGAAGUUAAAAGGUGCGAUGUGUUUUAUAACAGACCACAUGGUAGCCGAAAAUACAUGUACAAACGUGGAGCAUUUGGAAGACGGGGAGGAGCCAGUACCACAGCGCGAAACGUCGGCGAAGAAGAAGAAACAUGAUGACUUGUUUGAGGACGUACUCGUUAAAAUGCAGCGCAAGUACGACAGCGUAGAAGGUGGGCAGGAAGAUGAAUCUUUCUUCGCCUUACUGCACAGUAUAUUCAUUCGUUUUUCUGCAGAAGAAAAGGACGAGAUGCAAGUAGAUAUUCUACAAUUGGUCGCAAAUAAACUAAAAAAUAAAAGUGUAAAUUAAAACCG
Rhagoletis pomonella (apple maggot) is the source of this 642-nucleotide messenger RNA. RefSeq lists its product as uncharacterized. The record is from RefSeq and is a predicted model, not a curated record. Bases 326 to 637 code for a protein of 103 amino acids. The transcript has 3 exons. NCBI's taxonomy places the organism in Eukaryota, Metazoa, Arthropoda, Insecta, Diptera, Tephritidae.